This is a messenger RNA of Solanum pennellii, 1970 nucleotides long. Its product is annotated as homeobox protein knotted-1-like 3. The record is from RefSeq and is a predicted model, not a curated record. The transcript is spliced from 6 exons. Gene Ontology annotation, cellular component: nucleus. Lineage: Eukaryota; Viridiplantae; Streptophyta; Magnoliopsida; Solanales; Solanaceae. Gene Ontology annotation, molecular function: DNA binding. Gene Ontology annotation, biological process: regulation of DNA-templated transcription. Bases 302 to 1351 code for a protein of 349 amino acids.
UUACAUUCAACGACUAAACCAACCACUUUGUUUUACCCUCAAUCCCAAGUCCAACCUUUUGGGACCACUGAUAUAUAGUUUUCCCUUCCCCGGAAAUAUAUAUUCACACCGAAGCUUCCUCUUUUAUCUCUCUCUUAGCUUUCUUUUUCCUCUCUUUGGCCUUUGCUCUAAACUCUAUCUAUCUACAAAAACCUCAUAUACACUUCCUCUGUUGUUAUUAAUUCUUGCUCGUUGCACGUUCUGUAUUAUUAAUUGAUUGAUGAGUUUCUGAUAUAUAUAGAUGAAAUUAUGUGUUUUUUAAAUGGAUAUGCCGGAUCAAAGUUCACCAAUUUUGAUGACUAGUUUACCGGAACAGGACGUAAAACCGCUAGAGCACCAGCAGCCGCCGCCAACGUGGCUCAACAGGGAAAUACUUUUACCACAAACUCAGUAUACUGGGGAGUCCAACUCAAACCAGUGGUUAUCGAGGUUCAGUUUACAGAGGAAUGUUCAGGCAUCCAAUGAUUCCGAUUUGACUAAGGACGAGUUUGGUGAGAGUGAAGCCGUUAAUUGGCAAAAUGCGGGGUAUAAAUCUGAAAUUCUGGCACAUCCAUUGUUUGAGCAAUUGUUGUCAGCCCAUGUGGCGUGCUUACGAAUAGCAACGCCUGUAGAUCAGUUGCCUAGAAUUGAUGCACAGCUGGCACAGUCGCAGCAAGUAGUAGGCAAAUAUUCCGGCCUUGGACAUGGGAAUCUUUCUGAUGAUAAGGAACUUGAUCAGUUUUUGACACAUUAUGUCCUGUUGCUUUGUUCUUUUAAAGAGCAACUACAACAACAUGUUCGUGUUCAUGCAAUGGAAGCAGUUAUGGCUUGUUGGGAAAUCGAGCAGUCGUUGCAAAGCUUAACUGGAAUUUCUCCAGGAGAAGGUACAGGUGCUACAAUGUCUGAUGAUGAAGAUGAACAGGUGGAUAGUGAUGCCAAUUUGUUUGAAGGAAGUUUAGAUGGUCAUGAUAGCAUGGGCUUUGGUCCUUUGAUCCCAACAGAGAGUGAGAGAUCAUUGAUGGAGCGUGUGAGGCAGGAGUUGAAGCACGAGUUGAAACAGGGUUACAAGGAAAAACUAGUGGAUAUUAGAGAGGAAAUUCUUCGAAAGAGAAGGGCAGGAAAACUCCCUGGCGAUACCACCUCUGUUUUGAAAGCUUGGUGGCAAUCACAUUCAAAGUGGCCAUACCCCACUGAGGAAGAUAAGGCAAAACUGGUACAAGAAACAGGUCUUCAACUAAAGCAGAUAAAUAAUUGGUUUAUCAACCAAAGGAAAAGGAACUGGCACAGUAAUCCUUCCUCUUCUACAGCUUUGAAGAGCAAACGCAAAAGGUGAAUCUGAAAAUACUACUCAUCAUGUCAGGGAAGUUGUUAGCAAGCUUCCUUGGAUGAGCUACGUACCUAGUGUCCAGCUACUACCUCUACGUAGUAGAUAGAAAGAUGGACUCAUUCAGUUAAAGCAACAGGUCAAUUAUUUGGCAACUGCAGGACAACUACAACUAUUACAGACAGAUCCUACUUGAUCAAAAGAUGGAUUGAUAUGAUAAUGUGUUGAGGAAAGGCUAGUUAUUUACGUAAUAGUCUGAUGGGGAGGGUGUACGGUGACUAAUAUAGGUCAAUCACAGUCAUCUAUAAUUUAAUCACAAAUUAGUUGGGAUCGACUGCAUCAAUCAUCUGUAUCAAUUUCGUGUGCACUUGAAUAGGUGGAAACUUCAGUGACUCAAUCAUGCAGCUUGCAGAGAUCACUACCACAUUUUUGUUUGGGGUUAGAUAUGGGGGUGUACAGUUGAAUAAUCUCAGUUUUAUCAAUACUUUUCUUGUCGUUAUGUAAGAAUUAAGAUUGUGUAGGUAUUCUUAGCUCUAUGUAUAGAUGGUUUAUGUCAUAUAUCAUGUUAUCGUUUACAAUGUGAUGAAAAAAUAAAAAAGAAGAAAGAGAUAUUGUGGUUGGAUACAAA